UGCCGUGUUGGACAGAAGUGUUGUGGUUUGAUCAUGACUUGGCCACCUGUUGUCUCCGUUACUCCCGGGGAGAUUCCAUCGACUUGUUUGGGGUCAGGGUGGACACCAUGUGCAUCAAGAGGAAUGUCAAAACCGCCCAUCUCUGUGAUGACUUCCUCUUUGCAUUCCUAUAAAAGCCACUUGCGACCGCUUGGAGGUUCCAAACAGAUUACCAAGACUUUGAUCUCAUCGCACAAUAAAAACUAUGAGUACUGCGGUCCUACAAAACCGGCCUUUCAACCGGGCCGUCAGAAAGAUCAAGGUGGCUUCCAUGGUAAACAGCCUCGCCAAAAGCUGGCAAACCUGGGCCAACGACCACACCGGAAAGCAAGACACCAUCCCGAGCGGCUGGAUGCCCGACACCAUCAUUGAGGACGAGAAAGAGAAGCAGAAAGAGAAGAAUGAGAUGAAACUUUUGGUCGCGCCCCGUGUGGUAACGGUGGACGGCGGUGACAGGGAAGACAACAAGAUCAAGACGGGAAGCGUGACUAAAGCAAUCACGCAGAAUGUGAACGAAUGUGGAAAGGAUGUAGUGAGCACCAUCAAGGAGAAGAUCAACACCAAUAAGUUGACGUCAGAGGACACCAAAAACUUUCUAGGGAAUGAGUCUCCAACCAGGAGAAGGUACUGCGGUGGGAAAUCGACGCUGUCGAAGGUGAUGGAACAGAAGGAGGGGAAGAAAAUGGGAUCUAGAAGCAGCAGUUUGGAUACAGAGGACAGUGGUCUCGGGGAGGAAGCGUCGCUGAGCGAUAAUAGCGAUCAACAUGAGAAUGAACCAAAGAAACACAUCAGCAGACCCAAGAUUAAAGUGACCACAACAAAUGACCUGAGAAGCAGAUGGCAACAGUUUGCCAAAAACCACAUCGAAGGUCAAAAGCUCAACCCCUUCAGCGAAGAGUUCGACCACGAUCACGCCAUGUCGCUUCGACUCCAGAAGGGCGACGCUGGAUACGGACGGCCCAAAGAAGGAUCGAAAACCGCCCAACGUGCCGACCGAGCCCAGAAGCACAUCUAUCGUGAGAUGGAGGAGAUGUGCUUUAUCAUACGUGACAUGAACCAACAAGAUAAAGAAGGUCGCAUAUACAUGACCUUCGGCCGUCUGUUCGACCGUUACGUUAAAAUCUCAGAUAAAGUUGUGGGAAUUUUGUUGCGUUGCCGCAAACACAAGAUGGUGGACUUUGAGGGUGAGAUGCUGUGGAAGGGUCAGGAUGAUGAUGUCAUCAUCACUCUGUUGAUUUAAUGUUUAUUUAUUUUUUUGAAUUACGAUAUGAGAUGACAACUCAAAACGACUCAUGACAACUUGUUUUAUAUUUAUAUUAUAUUUGUUUUACAUGUUACAAAAAGCUUUGUUGUUUAUAAUAAAACACUAGGAAUAUCGGCAUAACGAAUAAUGACAAUAUUUCAAUUUUUCAAAAAAACUUUACCAUUGGUUGAUGCAAAAAAAACAGAGGACAUUUUUUGAUUGAUCUUUUCCGAAUUACAACUUGUAAAUAUGAGUUGGAAAAAGACGUGAUAAAAAAACAUUGGUGACAAUAAUUCUGAAGUGAAUACAUUGGAUUCAAAGUCUCGACAUUUAAAAUAGCCAGAGCUGAAAUGUUAUUUAUAAAUUCUUUGGAAGGAUGAAACCGUACACUCUUAAGACCGUCCCAGAAAACUCUCAGACAUACACAUCUGAUCUUCUGUGUCCUUUCUGGCGCAUGACUUAUUUCGAAAGUGGCGUCAGAAUUCAGUUUUGGUGGUGAGAAGCUUUACAUUCGAGAUGGAGAAUGAGUGACUCCUUGCUCACAGUUUACACAAGACGUUAGAGCUUCUCAUGUUUGUCUCUUCACACGUCAAAUAUCAGGCGUCCUCAGAAUGCCAAUGAUGUCCAGGAUCAAUCUCACAUUACUUGUAAUUCUUUCAUCUGUAUUACAUUUCAGAAUCUUUAACACUUAGAUUAAGAGCCAAAGGAUCUUUCCUGACGUUCUCAAACUUGUGUCUUGUAUUUUUUGUUUUGUUUGAUUUUAUGACCUCUUUCAAAAUGAAAGCAUGAUAGUCUUCUUACAGAAGGAUUUGUUUAUAAAUAUUUGAAGAUAUUUGAUCAUAUUGUGAAAAAAACGAAUUUAUUGUUAUGAUUUGGAAAUUAUUCUUUCUGUUUUAAUUUAAAUAAAACCGUGAAAAAUAACAUUGACUUUCAUGCUAUGUUCUUUUUUUCUAUAAUUUGACAAUUAAGUUUGAUUUGUUUUUUAAAACCUGGUUAUUUGUGCACACAAAAAGUAUAAUUGUUUGAAUACAUCUGAAUUUGGGUAAGUUUAGAAAUAAUCAUAUGAACAUUUCAUAGACUUGAGCUCAGUUUGUGACAUUGUUGAGAUCUCUUCUGAAACUGUAAUGGAGACAUUUGUGAGAUUUCUGGCACUUUUUGUCAAGAGACAUAUCUGCGACGCAGGAGAUUUCAGCAAAAGCUUCCAUCUGCUCUCUAUUUAUUCUGUCCAGGAGAAAUAACUGAGAUUUUAAAGAGAUCUCAUCUGUGACUGUUAUAUUUUAGGUCACCACAUAAUGUUUAUUGUAACAUCUGGGAAUGCUGUUUUUACAAAGCAAUGGCAACAUAUACUAUAAUCCCCCAAAUAUAUUUUGAUUUUCAAAUAAAAAAUAUUUGAUCUUUUUAUCCUUAAAGUAGCACUUAAAAAUUGAUUUCCUCCACACACAAAGUCCUGAGUGAAACAGACAGGAUAACUCUUACUCGGAAAAAAGAGUGUUCACAGAUCUGUGAUGGUGUACAGCUAAAUCUUUGCUUUUGGGAGCUCAGAUGGAAGCAACGCUGUGUUUUGUAAAUCAGAGUGAGCUAUUUUAUUCUGUAUAACCAUUUUCAACAGAGUAUCAACACACCAAAUUGUGCAUUAAUCAAUAGUGACGUUAUCUGUUUUAUUAUUUAAUUUUACAUUUAAUGAAGAGUAAUAAUGGAUUAAACAAGUUCCACAAAAGAAAAAUAUCACAGCUUCCAAUUUAAGAAUAUGUCGAUCAUUUUGCCCUCAACAAGUAUAGCUGAUAUGGUAAAUGGUACAAAUCCGUGUGAGGAUGAAUAAAAAAUUCAGGAAGGAAAUUAAAAACAAGAAAACAUACAGUACACAUAAAACAGAAUUACAUUCUUGCACGUCUCCUUUGCAAUACAAUUGGGAUAUUAAGACCUCUGGUUUACAAGUGAUUAAGGCGUCACGAAAACAAUUCCUAUAGGAAUAUGAAUAUAUUCAUUUAACAUGAAAAGAAAUGAUUAUAGAAUUUUUUCAACAUUUGUAGUGGAAAUGGGCAAGUUUUGAAGAACAAGUAUACAAUCCUGAUUUCGCAAUAUCUUGAUACUAAACCAAAGUAUUAAAGCCUAAAUACAGGCAUCCUGACUGGCCUUUUACUCUUACUACCGUAGAUUUUGCCCACUACUGUAUACCCAAGUCUUUACAAUAAACAGACCAAUAACAUGACUCGUAUUGUAUUUUCAGACAGUUACUGACAUUUUACUUAUAAGAUGAAACGUGAAACGUAUAACCAAUGAAAUUGUUCUAUCCUAAAGUGAUGCGUCAUACUCAACAGGCUAAUCUACAAUAGUUUCUGAGCGACUUUGAAUGUUUUUCCAGAUCGUUCACUUGUAUAAGCCCAUCACAACUAUGAGACACACAAUUUUUGGCACUAAAUUCUGAAAAAUCCUUAUGUUUAGAAUCUGAUAUUUUUCGACUGAUUUGUUUCAAACCAAGUAUUUACUGUAUUGCUACAUGGAUGCAGAAGUUACUCAUUUAAAUGCAAAUCUGGCUUUACUCCCUUAACACACAACAUGAGCGAGAAAAACGUAGUUAUUGCUUUAAAGACAAUAAA
Molecule: messenger RNA, 3879 nt
Organism: Triplophysa dalaica
Lineage: Eukaryota; Metazoa; Chordata; Actinopteri; Cypriniformes; Nemacheilidae
Gene: abraa
Product: actin binding Rho activating protein a
Exons: 2
Coding region: 245-1279 (344 amino acids)
Biological process (GO): positive regulation of transcription by RNA polymerase II; positive regulation of Rho protein signal transduction
Cellular component (GO): sarcomere
Molecular function (GO): actin binding
Source: RefSeq, a predicted model, not a curated record